Molecule: messenger RNA, 6017 nt
Organism: Jaculus jaculus (lesser Egyptian jerboa)
Lineage: Eukaryota; Metazoa; Chordata; Mammalia; Rodentia; Dipodidae
Gene: Mtus1
Product: microtubule associated scaffold protein 1
Exons: 15
Coding region: 218-4012 (1264 amino acids)
Cellular component (GO): cytoplasm; nucleus
Molecular function (GO): microtubule binding
Source: RefSeq, a predicted model, not a curated record
CGGCCUCGGGGUGGGAGCGGCGGCCGACGGUGCCCCGGGCGCCCCACGGCGCUCCGGAGACUCUGCGGGAAAACAAAUUAUUUCAAUUUCAAAGCAUGUUAAAUAACAAACUUGGCACUAUGCUGAAGAAAAGCCAGAAGAUGAUCAAUUGUUCCUACACUCUCAUUUGAAGGGAAUCAGGAGAUAAAAUGGCAAAUGUUUGAAGUUAAUAUUCAGGAUGAAUGAUGAUAAUUCAGAUAAGACACAGUAUGGAAUGAAUUCCUUAUUUAUCAGCAGUAAAAAUGGAAGUACGUAUGAAUACAACCCCAAAUCACCAUCUGCCCAGAACUCUUCAACCAGUGAUAUGACUUGGAAUCCUGCCAACCCAGAGGACAUGGUGAUUGAUUAUGAAAUGGACCCUGCUGUGUACAGGGACACAGAUAUUUCAUUAUGUGAUCAGUGUGUUGAAGGACUGGAUCAUGAAAAGUCUUCAAGUGAUUUCACUAAUAAACGAAUAUUAGAAGUGCAUGAAGACCCUACAUGUCAAUGUUCUGCCCUUGUAAAUACAGAGAAGUCUAAGCACCCACACAGUACCUUAAACUCCUUAGAAGUAGUCCAGGACCAGAGCAUCAAGCCCUCUCUGCCCUUUGUAUGGAAUGAUGAUGGUGAUUUGAACUGCAUCAACUACCCUACAGUUUUGAAUCCAAAUCAGACAUUUGAUGUGAAAGUGAGCAAAAGUAACCACACCUUUAUAACGUAUCAUACCAUUGGCCAGGGUCAAUCCUUACAUGCCCCUGGACAUCUGCAUGAGAGAAGUGGGAGUAUGUCUUUAUGCUCUUCCACUUGGACAUCAUCCCAUUCUGCUAAGAUGCAUGUGGGAGAGACUUGUGAUCAGAGAGAGAAUUUUGAGAAUCUCCCAGUCAUAUCAGCAGAGGACCAAAACACCACAUACACAGAACCUUCUGAUGUGGUGAUGCAAACUGAUAAUGUUCCAGACAUUGGAAACCAGUGUCAAUGUUCUUUAGGAGAAAUCACCAAAGAGUACACAGAUGGGUCACAGCAAAGACUCAUCAGGGAGAAUCAGAUACAAGCCAUAGAACCAGUUGCUGGUGGCAUGGAAGUCCCCAGUGGGUCUGUAUUACAAGAGUUCUGUUGUGUAUCAAAGGAUGAACUGAAUAAUGAGACACAAUCACAAAGUUCAUAUGGCCAAAAGGAAAUGGGCCAAAAACUAAGAGAAACGGUGUCCAGUUGUCUUAUUGAUGAGAAACGCCCUUUAUUGAUGCCAGAGUUUGAUAAAAGUAAAGCCAACACCUUGGACUCAGAGCUUGAAGUCACUGUGACCAAAGACACACAUAUUGCCGCUAAGGGCGAAGAUUUGGGAACCCAAAGUGGCAUGGUGACACUAGUUCUUCGUAGCUCACCAGGACAAAGGGCUUCAUCUUUUGAAAUGGCUUGGGAUGCAAAUGAUGUUAGCACAAAUCACCCAGUCAGCAUGUCAACACCAGUACUACAACCCCCAAGUGUAAGCUUUACUCUGUCACCUGUUGAAUCAACAGAGAAAUGUAAUAAAGUGGAGAAAAGCCAAAGAGAACCUAAAAAUGUACUGAAUGGCAAGGGAGCACGUCUGAACAUGUCUAAGCCUAGUUUAGGAAAAUCAAGCACCAAAACAAAUACCCCUGUAGGCAGCAAAGUCAGGAAAACUGAAAUUAUAAAUUACCCAAGACCAAACUUCAAGAACGUUAAAGCAAAAGUGGUUUCUAGACCAGUACUGCAGCCCAAAGAUGCCAGCCUCUCAAAGGUCACACCCAAACCGCAGAAGACCAUCUCCUCAAUCCCCUCACCAACAUCUUCAACUUCAAGACAAGUGGCAGUUCUGAGCAAAACGCCAAGAUCUGACACCCCUGCAGACAAAAAGGCAGAAAUCUUAAUUAACAAGACACACAAGCAACAGUUUAAUAAACUCAUUACCAACCAGGCUGUGCAUGUUACAACUCAUUCUAAAAACGCUCCACACAGGCUUCCAAGAACAACAACUGCCAUGAAAUCGAAUCAGGAGGAUGUUGACAAAGCAGCUUCUCAUUCAGUGUGUGAGACUGGGGCUGUCGCUGCGUUCAUCCAGAAGAUCAAAGGCAUACUCCCUGUGAAAAUGAAGAGUUCAGAAUGUUUGGAGACAACGUAUGUGUCCAACAUCACUGGGAUUAGCCCUGAAAGGGGUGAAAAAGACAAUAGAACACCCGUGGACAAACAAGAGCUAGAAAAGGGAGCCAUGAAUGAGACUUUUGAAUAUGAGUCUCUAUUUUUGAGCUCUACUCCUAAGACUGCCACCACCCCAGGAAGGAGCAUCUCCAAGCCUGACUCCUGCAAUCUGAGGAAGGCAGCAGGCCUGAAAGCCAAGGUGGGGCCUGCCAUUUCCUACUUGCGGCGGGGGAAUGACAGUAGAACCCUCAGUUGUGACCGGGCUUUAUCUCCUCAGAGGACCAGGCGUGUGUCCACUUCUGGAAAGCCUACAUCCUUGAAAUCUGCACAGCCAUCUUGGGUGAAUUUGCCUAGACCACUUCCUAAAUCCAAAGCAUCUUUGAAAAGUUCUGUGUUGCGGAGGACAGGAAGCACUCCUUCAGUUGCCAGCACCCCCAGCGAUCUCAGCACCUACAGCAAUAAUUCCGGUAAUUCUGCUGUCAUCAAGUACGAGGAAAAACCUCCCAAGCAAGCAUUUCAGAAUGGCUCUGGAGCUUUAUAUUUGAAGUCGGUGACACCCAGAGCUCAUGUACACUUGCUCCAAACUCCUCCAAAAGGUCCUUCAAGAAAGAAUCUGUUUACAGCUUUUAAUACAGUUGAGAAGGGCAGGCAAAAGAAUUCCAAAAGUCUGUGCAUCCAGACCCAGACAUCUCCAGAUGUGCUAUCCACCGAGAAAACACUUGAAUUGGCCCAAUAUAAGACAAAAUGUGAAAACCAAAGCAGAUUUAUCCAGCAGCUCAAGCAGCUUCUUUCCUGUGGCAAUACCAAGCUUGAGGCACUAACAGUUGUGAUCCAGUACCUCCUGUCUGAGCGGGAGGAAGCAUUGAAGCAACACAAAACCCUAUCUCAAGAACUUGUUAACCUCCGAGGAGAGCUAGUUGCUGCUUCUUCCACCUGUGAGAAAUUAGAAAAAGCUAGGAAUGAGUUGCAAACAGCGUAUGAAGGAUUUGUCCAAAAGCUGAACCAGCAGCACCAGACGGAUCGAGCAGAACUGGAGAAGCGGCUUAAGGAGUUCUACACGGGGGAGUGUGAAAAGCUUCAGAACAUUUACAUUGAAGAAGCAGAGAAGUAUAAGACACAACUGCAAGAGCAGUUUGACAACUUAAAUGCUGUACAUGAAACCUCUAAGCUGGAAAUUGAAGCCAGCCACUCGGAGAAAGUGGAACUGCUGAAGAAGGCUUAUGAAACUUCCCUUUCAGAAAUCAAGAAGAGCCAUGAAAUGGAAAAGAAAUCACUUGAGAAUCUACUUAAUGAGAAGCAGGAAUCACUAGAGAAACAAAUCAAUGAUCUGAAGAGUGAGAAUGAUGCUUUAAAUGAAAAGCUGAAAUCAGAAGAACAAAAGAGAAUAUCCAGAGAGAAGGCAAAUUCGAAAAGCCCUCAGAUCAUGUACCUGGAGCAAGAACUAGAAAGCCUGAAAGCUGUGUUGGAAAUAAAGAAUGAGAAGCUCCAUCAACAGGAUAUCAAGCUAAUGAAAAUGGAGAAACUGGUGGACAACAACACAACAUUGGUUGACAAGCUGAAGCGAUUCCAGCAGGAGAACGAGGAGCUAAAAGCUAGGAUGGACAAGCACAUGGCAAUUUCAAGGCAACUUUCCACAGAACAGGCAGCACUGCAGGAGUCCCUUGAGAAGGAGUCCAAGGUCAACAAGCGUCUCUCCAUGGAGAAUGAGGAGCUAUUGUGGAAGCUGCACAAUGGAGACCUGUGCAGCCCCAAGAGAUCCCCCACGUCCCCAGCUAUCCCCUUCCAGUCACCCAGGAAUUCCGGCUCCUUCCCCAGCCCCAACGUGUCACCCAGAUGACAUUUUCUGAACAGGAAAGACUCUCUGAAGGCAUUGGGAUGCAGGUCUGCUUGACCGGUUGUCCUAAGAACAAUCAUGGUAGCAAGAGCUGCAUUAGCUUUCAUGGAAUUUCCACAGAAUAACUGGAAAGUAAGCACCACCAUGUCGGCCACUCAUGAGAUGGAAACUGUGGAGGAAGACUUUUGACUCAGCCCAAAAGCUACCUCCAAAAACAGCUUUUGGAAUUAACGUGGACAUAGAUGCACAAAGCACUUAAGGAAUGAGAGAAUCUUGUUCUUUGCCUUUUUUCCGCCUAAGCAUAUGGAGGCAAAACCUCUCAGGGGCUUAUAAAGAUAAAGAUUUAUAACCUUUACAAAGUUCUUCACCACAGACACCUUCUUGUGAUUUUUAUUUCUGUCUGACUGGGUGGGUGUGUGUGUGUGAAUGAAAUGGAUGUAACAGAGUGUCACAUGUCUGAUGCACCCCUUCCUGUUGGAUAUUAAAAGUCAAAAUUUGAAUAUAGCUGGGUUUGUACUAAUCAAACCAUAAUCAAUACAUACAUGUCAACAAAAAGCCAUAGAAGAAAAAGCAAUAGUCGAUUCAAUUAUAAUUAUCUAUCACCAGCUCUGCUUAGUGCUGUGAUGUGGUGGGGUGAGGGUAUGACAGCAAAAGCUUUUUUGACUUGUUAAUAUUUGAAUAUUUCUUUGUACCUUUUUGGAGUUGGCAGGUUUUCAAUGCUCCAUUCUGUCAGCUGAAACUAGCUAGAUUUUUCCAUAGGCUUUUGUAAGCCUAAUGCUGUACUGUGGUCCAUUUUCUCAGGCUAUGAGCAAAUGUAGAACCCAAUUUUUCUUAAAGAAUGAAAUCUCUAUAAAGAGGGCAGUACCAAUGGAUUGUUCUACCUUAUUUUUACCUUGAUCUCAGAUAUCUCUACAGAUGUAAACCUUCAUCUUCUCUCUCAUUAUCCUCACUGCCCCAUUCCUUCCUCCAAUUCAGAGCCACAAAAGUAAACCUUCUACCUCCUACCUACUUUCCUCUGGGACAAAGAUUUAAAAAAAUGUUUUUCCAGAGCCAUCUCAUCUUUGAGGUGCUGAACUAUUUUCCAAAUAAAGUUAUGUCUGGCUCUGUGACUUCACCUUUGGAAACCCCUGGGAAACAUCAGUAAAAGAAAGAGUCGGUAUGCACUAUAAAUGAGGCACCUUUUCUAAACCCGUAGUCUGGGAAGAUAAUGCUGGUCUGGGAGUACCCUUUGAGCAUGCCUAUCUGGUUCACAGGAAGGACCAGCCAGCCCAUGAAUAUGGGGCUUAUACAACUGCCCUCCAAAUUACGUUUGAAUUUCUUUUCAAAACUUCACUUGUUACCUCCCCUAGUUCUAAGACUCUGGGGAAGGUGGAAGGACAGCUGUGGCUUCUCCCCUACCCUCUGCAUGUGUCAGCAUUGUGAUGUCAGUAUUUACUAAUCUGCAUUGGAUGGCUGUGCAAAUAACCCCUAUAGUAAAUAGAGUUUCAUGAUACUAGAGGUGGAUAUUUGAAUCAUCCAGUACAUGUAUACUACACAGCAAAUUGAUAUUCAUGAUGCAUGCUUUUUAUCAGUGAUUGUGUUUGAAGUCAUUAACCCCCAAUAGUUUAUUAUGUGUGUAGCCUUCCAUGUUUGCUUCUGUUAAAUGGGAAGGUAGGUUUGCUGCCACCUUCAGGACUAUCUGCUCAUGCUUCUAAGUUCUCAAUAACAUAGCCAAAGUUGCAUUUACCAUGCACAACUCUAGGUGUGGUGACACUCGUGCCAUUUCCUGCUGUCCUCCAUACCAUUUAGGUGUCUGGGAAACCAAUUUUAGAAUAACAUCUUCAGAGGAUAGGGAGACAACAGGAGAGAAGAUAGGAAACAAAAUAGCUUUCAAUGUUUUUUUUUCCAAAUGUUUUACAUAAAUGUUGGCACAUCAUAAAAAUAUGAAUGUGUGGCAAACUUCAGUUUAUAGUGAUGGAAAGUGUAUUUUACUUUGAUCAAAUAAAUAUUGCUGGAAUAUUCAAUAUAA